Messenger RNA from Harpegnathos saltator (Jerdon's jumping ant), 3246 nucleotides. RefSeq lists its product as uncharacterized. Gene Ontology annotation, biological process: recombinational repair. The record is from RefSeq and is a predicted model, not a curated record. NCBI's taxonomy places the organism in Eukaryota, Metazoa, Arthropoda, Insecta, Hymenoptera, Formicidae. Bases 190 to 1809 code for a protein of 539 amino acids. The transcript has 2 exons.
GUUUGGUAAGAUAAGCCUGAUACUGACAUCUAUAUUUCAAAUUUUUGGAUUAUUUAGGUUUUGUAGCACUUUAGAAGUUAUAAUUUCCAUGGAUAAACUCAGCAAAACGCGACGGAUUAACAGCAAUUUAUUACGUUAGCAGUGUAGGAUUAUUUAGCGCUGAUUACAAAUUGAAAGACCGUUUAAAUUAUGUUCGAAAGUGAUGACUGGCUUUUUGAAGUUGCUUCUGAUAACCAUGAAAAUGCACAAACUUAUCUUCAAAAUCAAAACAAGGAAAAAAUGUCGCUUGCAAAACGGCGUAAAAUUGAUGGUUGCAAAGCUUCGUACUUCACAAAGAGUAAUACUUGUGAAAUCAAGUUGAAUGCAACAAAGGAUAUAAUGGAUAAUGAUUCACCUGACAGCAGUAAGAACAAUGUGACACGUGAACACCUUCUACUAGGAAUCUUUCAAGAAAAUAUUUGUCAAAAAGUAACAAAAGAGAAACAGUAUCCUCAAUCAUCUAAAACGGAUAUAUCAAACUUAUUCUCAUCUAAAAAGUCCAAGGAGAAAAAAGGCGUUAAUUCUGUGAAUAAAGCAGAAUGUAGUAAAGAAACGAAGUUGAUAAGAAUAUUUCCUGGGCCAGCUGGAUUAGUAGCAAAUAUGAAAAAUGACAGUACCUCUGCUGUUUCAUAUUUGAAUAGUGUAAAAGAAUCAGAAAGUAAAUCAGCAGUAGAACAUAUUGAAAGUAAUUUCUCCAAGUCAUCCCAGGAUGAGAAGAACUUGCUUAGUGAAAAAGCUUGGAAGUUUUUACUGGACGAUUUGCCAAGGAACUUUUUCAACGAGUAUGGAAUUUUUACUGUUAAAAAUAGGGCAAAUGCUAGUCACUGCAACAAUAUGAAAGUAAAAUUCAUAGCAGGUAUAUUGGAUUAUAUAGAUCAUAGUUACAAUGAUCCAUUUAUUAUAUUAAAAGAUUCAACAGAUAGUAUAGAAGGCACUGUUCAUCGUGAUAUUCCAUUAAAUUAUCCUGGUAUAUUGGAACCAAAUGUAGUUGUCCUUUUACAUGAUGUAGGAUUAUUGAAGACUACAACGCACAUAGUAAUGAACAAAUAUCAUAUUUUAAUAUCUCGAGUAAAUUUACUAGCAGUAUAUUCCAACAAAGGUCGGAUUGUACACACUUCUUCUGUAGAAGAUAUCUUAUCCAAUAUUUCAAAUGUUGAGUUGACUAGAGAUAAUUAUAUUACACCUCUUUCGAGUCAUUGUGAUGAUACAGUUGGAUUAUGCACUAAUACUGUUAAUACAUCAACCAGUCAACAGAUUAACUCGAAAUCUAUAUCGGUUAAUAAUUCCAAGUUGUUACGAAGGCCAAAUGAGAAACAUAAAAAUGGCAAACAAGCCUUUGAAAAAGACAGCAAAAGUUGUGAAACUACAGAUAAAAUAUUUGAAUCUUUUGAACAGUCAAUGGAUAUGGAUGACGAUAUGAACGAUGCUUUCUUUACUAUUGAAAACGAACCCGUCGUCUCGAAUGAACACAAGUACUUUAAUCGUUCGUCAUUCGAAAGUACUAAUGCCCAAAACAGCGAUAUUCAGCGGCGCGAAUUGCAAAUGCGAAACACUAACUGCUUGGGAAAUACAAGUGGGAGAUUUUUUGUAAUAAAUUCGACAAGUAAAAUAAGAUCUAUAUCACCGUUAACGAAGCAUAACGCUGAAAAUUCCAAAAAUCUAGCAAGCUAUUUUACUGAUGAAAUGCUUCACAAUAAUGAAUUUGAUUCGGAUGACGAGAUCUUGUCGCAGUUAGACGUAGAUAACAUUGUUAGUAACAGUAAAAAAUGAUGAAAAUGAUGAGUUUUCUGUAAAUACUGAUUGUAUACUUUUAUCAAUUGGCUAUCAAGUCGUUCAUGAGAUGUUUCAGUUUGUAGAAUAUUAAGUUUUGAUACUACUGAUAAAAGCUUGAUACAAUGUUCUGCGUGAGUUUUAAGCGUGAUACUCGAAUCAACUAGUAUCGCAACAGAAGAUGUAUUAUAAUGUAUAUACAUAUAAAUAUACGACAGAUUAUAUUUGAUAUUAUUACACUUUUGAAUUGGAGUUGUAUCGUAUGGUAAAAAGUUAUCUUCAAAGUCGUGCUUAUGCGAUGUUAUCUGUCGCGAAUUUAUAAAGCGUGUCCCGUUAAUUGCAUGUCACAAAACGUAAUAAUAUUUGCGUCGUAAAUAUGCGUCGUCGUCCGAUUCGAUCAGUUACUUUUACGUUUGCAAUAAAAAGAUGCCAAUAAUGCUAUUAUAAUGCGAUUAUAAGAUGCGUUAUAAUGCAAUUUUACAACAUUGUUAUUUCGUCUCGGUGACACAAUGUCGACUAGUUUUUGUAUUAAACUGUGAUGAAUACGGCAACAAUCACAUAAUACGAACAUAAGUGCGUGAUGCGUACACGCUUUUUGUGGCAAUUAAAUUCGGAGCAUGCCAGCCAUCGGUCUGGGUCGAACAACGACGGAAUAAAAGUCGUAUAAUGAAAAAAAAUGGAACUUCCCUCGUUCUCUUUCGAGCUCUCGCACUCGCAGGGAAUCGGUCUCCUUCCCCACCGACUCGAACUCGGUCGAGCUGUGACCGUUUUAAUCUCUAUUAUUGUUCUAUAACUCGGUCAAAUUAUGCCUCAUAAUGUUCCUGCGGUCAGAUUAUCAGAUGGUACAUCUCGAGGUCGAUCUGAUGGAUGCACAUUGAUGCAUACGCUAACUAUCGAUCCUAUUUUCUUUGUGAAGUUUCCUUUUUUUUAUACAAGGUAAAACGCAAAAACAAGCAGCGAAACUUUGAGAGCAUAUUCUCUAAUUUUCUUUAAAAAUAAGGAAAGUAGUUCUUAUAAGGAAUGCAUAUGAUUCAACGAGACAACGUUUCCGAAUCCAAUGUUUGAUUUAUCCAAUUUUUACACAAUUUAUCCUACUUCCUUUUUUCCUUCAUCUUUGAAGUAAAACGCAUUUGUGAAGUUCAAAUGUUUGUUCCAGAAUGAGUUUGUCUACCAGUUUGAUAUAACUAGUUUCAACUUUUAGAUUUAGCGCACCUUUCUCUCUCCUUUCUAAUAGUGUAUUACUCGCAGUAAACAUUACGAACGGCAUUUAUAUUACAACGAUAACGGAACGAUAAACAUAUGAAAAGAGCUAUCGAUGCGCCGACUUAUGCACAACAUACACUGGACGGAAGGAUUAUGUCUGUUAACAACAAAACAUAGAAUGAGUAUGUGAAGAUUGUUAGAUUAGAGCCGUAUAAAGCAAUAACUCACACAUCA